This is a messenger RNA of Thamnophis sirtalis, 1654 nucleotides long. RefSeq names its product procollagen C-endopeptidase enhancer (gene PCOLCE). Lineage: Eukaryota; Metazoa; Chordata; Lepidosauria; Squamata; Natricidae. Gene Ontology annotation, biological process: proteolysis. The record is from RefSeq and is a predicted model, not a curated record. Gene Ontology annotation, molecular function: protein binding; collagen binding; peptidase activator activity.
CUCCAGCCCCGGCCCCGCAGCUUGCUCCUCCGAGCGCCCCGCUGCCGCCGCCGCGAUGCCCCUCGCCCUGUCGGCCCUCCUGCUGCUCUGCCUGCCGCAGCUGAACCGCGCCCAGAGCCCCUCCGACGCCCCCGCCACCAACCAGACCAGGCCCGUCUUCCUGUGCGGCGGCGACUACAACGCCAACAACGGCUACCUGGCCAGCGAGGGCUUCCCCGAGCCCUACCCGCCGGGCAAGAGCUGCACCUGGACCAUCACGGUGCCCGAGGGCCAGGUGGUGAUGCUCUCCUUCCGCGUCUUCGACCUGGAGCCCGAGCCGACCUGCCGCUACGACUACCUGGAGGUCUUCAACGGGCACGCGGCCCUGGAGUCGCAGCGCCUGGGCCGCUACUGCGGGACCUUCCGCCCCGGGGCCAUCCUGGCCACCAGCCACCAGAUGCUGCUGCGGAUGGUCUCCGACGAAGGGACCGGCGGCAGGGGCUUCCUCGUCUGGUUCAGCGGCGGCCUCCCCCACGUGGACGAAAACCAGUUCUGUGGGGGGAAGCUGGAGAAAAGCCAAGGCUCCCUCAAGACCCCCAACUGGCCCGAGAGCGACUACCCGCCUGGCAUCAGCUGCUCCUGGCACAUCAUUGCCCCACAGGGCCAGGUGAUCGUCCUGACUUUUGGGAAGUUUGACGUGGAGUACGACACCUACUGCCGUUACGACUACGUAGCCGUCUUCAACGGCAGGGAGCAAGACGACUCGCGCCGCGUGGGCAAAUUCUGUGGAGAGAAGUCGCCCAGCUCCAUCCGCUCGGAGGGCAAUGAGCUCCUGGUCCAGUUUGUCUCGGAUAUGAGCGUGACGGCUGACGGGUUUUCUGCCUCGUACGAGAUGAAGAGUCAGGAUGAGCCGGUGGACGCCACCAGGGCCCAGCCCGUCAUCCCGGUAUUCCCAGGUGCCAAGCCCACGCAGAGCAGCCGGAAGCCUGGACCCCCCAAGCCCAAAACUCCCAGCAAGCCUGCAGGCCGACCCAAGCCGGCUCCGCGCCCCAAACCCACUGCCCAAGGCCGUUCGGAGGCUGCAGGCCCCACAGUGCCCACCGCAGGUGAGGUCACCUGCCCGCAACGCUGCAAGCGGACGGGGAACCUGCAGACCAACUUCUGCGCCAGCGAUUUUGUGGUCAGCGGCACCGUCCAGGCCCUCCAGCGACGAGAGGGGAGCCGGGUCACAGCCACCGUGACGCUCCUCCAGGCCUACAAGACGGGGGCCCUGAGCCUCCCCCCAGAAGCAGCCGAAGGCACCACCUUCCAAUUGGACGUGCCCUGCAGACAGUGCCCCAUUCUCAAGAAAGGGGCCAGCUAUGUCUUCAUGGGGAGGGUGGAGGCCGACGGAAGCGGGCAGCUGCCCCCCAGCAGCUUCGUUGUGCCACUCCGGCCGCAGCAGCAGCAGCUUCUCACCAACUUCAGCAAGCGGCCUUGCACCGGCCGGGCCAGGAGGAACCGCACCUGAGGAAACCCCCCACCCCGGCCUUUGCGGGAGCCCCCCCCCCCAAACAGCACCAUGUAACCAAUAAACGGGCAGGGGAGCAGUUCACGGACUCCAGGGUGGGGAAUGGCGCCCAUUUGACGUUGUUGACACCCGUCCCACUGUCUUAAAGGUAUUUGGUGCCUGGAA